AUGAAUGGUAUGCAAAAUGCCCUGAUGGGCGGAACGUGGCACGCCACCGUGGGCAUCGCUGACCGCCAAAAGGUGGUCCAAGUGCUCGCUUCAUCGCUCAAGGGCAUCCGUAAUACCGAUGAUCUGAGGGCUGCGACCAUGGCUCUGGAGUUCGAAAAAUACACAUUCAUGAAGGCUGCCUCCAAGGAGGAGUAUAUGCGAUUGAUCAAGCACAAAGUCACCCAAUUGAACGCUGGAAAACGUGCAAACCCCGAUGGUGGACCCAUGGGCCAGAACGACAUGGCUGGCCAGGGUAUGAAUCCGGGAAUGAACCAGGGUAUGAAUCAGAAUAUGAACCAGGGCAUGAGCCAGAAUAUGAACCAAGGCAUGAACCAGAAUAUGAAUCAGAAUAUGAACCAGGGCAUAAACCCUGGCAUGAAUCAAAACAUGAAUCAGAACAUGAAUCAGAAUAUGAACGCUAUGGGCAACCAGAACAUGAACUCUAUGGGUAAUCAGAACAUGAGUGGAAUGAACCAGAAUAUGGCUAAUCUGGCCAAUCUGAACAUGAAUAACAAUUUUAUGGCUCGCCAGCAGCAGCAACAGCAGCAACAGCAGCAACAGCAGCAGAUGAUGCGCAACAACAUGAUGUCGCAACAAGGACAGGUGAAACCCGCACAGCAGAAACUGGUAAAUCCUCUGCAACCUCAACAGCCUCUGCAGAUGCAACCAUCACUACAGCCUACCCAGCAACAAAUCCAGCAGAUUAGCAACAUGAUUCGAACUGUCACUAUCCCAUCCGCAUUGUUAGCCAAAAUACCCAACUUGCCCCCCAAUGCCAACACAUGGGCCCAGAUUUACGAUUGUAUGAAUAACAACGUCAUUCCGAAGUCUGCAUUGCCCCUAGUGAAGGAAAUUCACAAUUCUCACUUUCAGCUCGCAUUAAGACAGCAUCAACAGCAGAAACUUGCGCAGUUUCAGCGUAUGAAUGGUAACACCCAGGGCAACGAUGCGGCCAUGAGGGCUGGACAGAAUGCUCAGUUCAACAUGACAGGAAACAACAAUAAUAAUAACGUGAACAUGAACUCAAACAUGAACGCGGGCAUGAAUUCUAAUAUGGGAUCGAACAUGAAUACUAACAUGAAUAAUAUGGGAAACAUGUCCAACAUGAACAUGAACCACAUGAACAUGAACAACAUGAACAAUAUGAACAACAUGAACAAUAUCAACUCCAAUAUGAAUAACAUGGGUAACAUCAAUUCCAGUAUGAACAAUAUGGGCAACAUGAACAAUAUGAACAGGCAAUUACAAGGCAAUAAUGUGAAUAUGGACCAACUGCUGAUGCAGCAGCAAAAACAGCAAAGUGUUUUCCGAGGAAACAAUAAACCUCAGAACAUUCCACAGGCGCAGAAUGCGAUGGCGAUGCCCAUGAAUGCCUCACAGCAGCAGCCACAACAACCACAACUGCAAAUUUCUAACCAGCCAGUUGGAAUGGCUCAAACACGUCAACAGCAGAAUGAUCUUCAAAAUAUGCAAAUUACUGCGCAAGACCUUGCGAAGUAUAGUGGUGAUGCCAUGACUUUCUUGCAAAGAUUGCAACAGAGUGGUACAAUGCCGGGCAAUUUUGAUCGUGCUCAGAAGGAGAAGUUCAUCAGAAGAUAUGUUCUCCAUCAAAAGCAGAAGAAUCAGAAAGAGCAGGGUCAAGCUCAGAAUCAAAAUAUGGCACCUAACAGUUUCCAGUCUAUUCAACAACCAGAACAACAACAGUCUCUCACGCAGCAACAACCGCCAUCGCAAUCGAUGUUGCAACCAAAUAUGUCUGGUCAGCCUCCGCAGCUGCUGCCAAUGAUGGGUCAAAUGCCUCAACCAAAUCAAGCUGGAAUGAACCAACAGCACUUCUCGCCAAUGGUAGGACAAAAAGCUGUUCCAGUUCAACAACCAGCGAAUAACAUUAAUGCUAAUCAGAUGAGACAAAAUCCUCCCACGGCAAUCAUUCCUGCUCUCACUGAUGAGAUGAAGGCAAAGUUGAGAGCAUUGUUCGAGGAAGUGGCUAGAAAUGCUGUGCCUCUUAAGGACAUGACGUUGUUAUUGUCGGAAAAGGAUAAGGCACAAGUGAGGGAAACUAUGACCAAGAUUACCCAACAAUACGCCAACGUUGACAGCAUACUCAACUACUUCUACCAAUUGACAAGAAGUUUGGAAGCUACGAAGAGGUUAAUACAAUUGAAGCGUAUGACAAAGAACAUCUUGGAGAAUUUGCAAAGAGGAGUUUUUCUAGCCACGCCUGAGUUGGUGGAGAAGAUGCGGGCACAGUAUCAGAAGUAUUUUGAUUACGUGAAGGAACAACUUACUUUGAAGAGACAGCAGCAAAGCCAACAACAGCCAGUUGCACCUCAACAAGGAAGAAACGUGCCUGGUGCGCAGCAGUUCAAUGUCAAUCAGCAAUUCACUCCUCUGAACAUGCAGCAACAGCCAGCUCAGCAACAGAACUUCCCUGUUCAAGCUGGAGGUCCUCAAAUGGGCAUGCAAUCUGGGAUUCCCGGUCAGCAGCAGCAGUUUGUCAGAAAUGCAACAAAUUCACAAAUGCAACAGGAUUGGCAAAAGCCUAAUAAUAAUUUAGCCCCACAAAGAGUGGGCGGUGCUAUGUCAUCCAGUCCUAUCAUGCCUAAUGCUGUUUCUCCUUCAGUAGCACAAACUGCAGCUAAGAAGGGCCCUGUUAAGGCUCCCUCUGUGACAGCUACAGCAGCCAGAAGAAAAUCUGCAAAAUCUGGCUCUACACCAUCUGCUAGUGCUCCAACUCCUGCCACGUUGGCUAAUGCUAUCAAGACUCCGAACAGCAUAUCCACGCCACACAUUCCGCAAUCACAAAGCAACAAGGGCACACCUUUGGGCAACUCUCCACACCUUGACAACAAAAACCCUGUAGUGGAGGUUCCUUUGUUGGGUGAAGUAUUCGGAGUCAGCAGCGCUGACUCGAAGGUGAUCAAGAGGAGAGAGCUAUCAACGUCCAAUCCCGAAAAAUUCUUUUUUGCGGCCUUGUCGAACUUGCUUGAUCUUCCAGAUGGAGAAAAUGGUCAGAAUGGUAGUAAACCAGCUGUUGACGGCAGUAAAGCAUUGAUCAAUUCCCCUCUCUCUCCGAAAGUUCCUGGUGAAUGGAGUAGCGACGUGAAGCCGUAUGCAAUUACGUCUGCGUUCCGUCAAGUUGAGUUCAUCAGAGAGUUGACCUCUAGCGAUAUUUUGGAUGAAUGCAGACAGAUGGUUGAGCAGGAGGCGAUUGUGAAGAAGGAGAACAGCGUCAAGCGUGAAAGAGAGGAGGAUAAUGACUUGGAGCUUCUCUUUGGAGAGAAGAAAGUCAAGACAGAAGACGUCGAGUUUGAGAGAUAUCUAUAUGAGCCCGUCGAGUUCGAAGAGUGGAAGGGUUGGAUAAACGGACUCCAGCAGACUAACACUUAA
Messenger RNA from Sungouiella intermedia, 3429 nucleotides. The record is from the annotation of a GenBank genome assembly. Lineage: Eukaryota; Fungi; Ascomycota; Pichiomycetes; Serinales; Metschnikowiaceae.